This is a messenger RNA of Lactuca sativa (garden lettuce), 2367 nucleotides long. Its product is annotated as disease resistance protein RPS6. Gene Ontology annotation, biological process: defense response. NCBI's taxonomy places the organism in Eukaryota, Viridiplantae, Streptophyta, Magnoliopsida, Asterales, Asteraceae. The record is from RefSeq and is a predicted model, not a curated record.
GAGUUGGUGAUGCAUCAAUUGCUACAAAAGAUGGGAAGAUUCGUGGUAUAUCAAGUAUCACCUCACAAGCCAUGGAAGCGAAGUCGAUUAUGGUGUGAUGAGGAGUCAUUCAAAGUGUUGAAACAAAAAAAGGAUAUGAGAAAUCUUCUAGGACUUGCCUUAGACAUGCGAAGGCUUGAGAAAGCUGAGAAGUUAAGUGCAUCAUUUGAGCUGAAAACAGAUGUAUUGAGUAACAUGGAUAGUCUCAUUCUACUACAACUCAAUUUUUUGCAACUUAGUGGGUCUUAUGCGAAUUUUCCAGAAGAUUUAAAUUGGUUGUGUAUGCAUGGAUCCCCUUUAAAGUCUAUACCUCUCGACUUACCAAUGGAGAAUUUGGUUUCCUUAGACAUGUCAUAUAGCAAUAUUAUUGAAUCAUUUGACAUUUGUUAUAGUUAUCCACAACAAGUUCAGAAGAAGCAAAAGUUGGAUGGAUCAUGCUUAAAAGAUAAAAGGUUGCUUGGAGCAUUAAAGAUUCUUAACCUAAGUUUCUGUGAACAACUUCGUAGUCUUGGUGGCUUUGACCAACUCCCUGCACUUGAAAAGCUAAUAGUUACAAACUGCAUCAAUUUGGUUGAAGUUUGUGAAUCUAUUGAGCAAUGCUUUGAACUUGUCCUCAUUGAUUUUAGCUACUGCAAAAAGCUUAGAGAACUUCCAAGAAACAUGAGCAUGUUAAAGAAGGUUAAAAUGUUAUUGCUAAAAGGUUGUAAUCUCGGUGAAUCUCAAAUCAAUACUAGGGAUAUGGAUUCAUCAGAAAAGCUAAAGACUACUAACCUUGGCAUAAACACAAUAACCACUUACUCUGUAGUUCAGCAUGCCAUACCAAGUGAUUUGAAGUUCUUAACGGUUUCUUUACCGAGAUCUUUAGUCAGCUUAGCACUUCAGAAUAACAAAUUGUCCACAGAAUCCUUUCCCAUCGACUUCAGUUCCCUAUUUAUGUUAGAAGAAUUAUAUUUAGAUGACAAUCCUAUAGUUUCCCUGCCCAGUUGUGUGAGAAGCCUUCCUAGGAUUAAGAUACUUAGCAUGCAAAACUGUGAAAAGCUGGUGUCACUCGAGAACCCUCCACAUACACUUAGAGAGUUGAUGCUUGUUUCUGAUUAUAGGCCUGCACUACGAAAAGUUUUAUUUAAUCACAAUAUGUCCCCACUCAAGUUUUAUAUAGAGUGGAGAAUGUUUGCCCCUUCAUCAUUUGAAAUUGAAGGUGUGGUAAAAAUCCAACCAAUGACAAGUGUUGAGAAAAUGUUAUUACGUUGUUUAGGUUGGAUUGAGCUAAACUUUCUUAAGGAAAGACACUUAAGAACUGAUAGUGUGUCUAGAGGAAUAGAGGAAUCUGAAAUCCAGAUGUAUUACGAAUUUGGAAUAUUCAGCACAAUUUCUGAAGGCAAAGAGAUGCCGAAUUGGAUUACGGAUAGAAGCCAGGGGACAUCAAUAUCAUUUACCAUCCCAUCAUCUUCUAAAAAGCUCAUAGGCUUGAAUUUCUGCUUUGUGAAUACGUUGCAAAUUGGAGAAGGUGACUCCAUAUAUACACCAAUGAUAAAAAUUAGUAAUAUAACAAAGAACCUAGUCUGGAUAUACCAGCACUACAUUGACGAUGUUGAUGGCGGGUGUUUGAUGUUUUUAAGCCAUUGGAUGUUUGGGAUGAAUGAGAUGGAAGGUGGUGACCAUGUUACUAUUACCAUGAGUAAGAAACCAUAUGAUAGAACUAGUCAAGUGGCAAUAGAAUGUGGGGUUAGUUUUGUGUAUGAUGAUGGAAUUACGGAUGAAGAAAAACUUUCUUUGAGUUAUUACAAGUCAUGGAAUCACAUCAUUGGUAGAGAUCUCACUGGAUUUCAAUUAACAACCGGAGAAUACCUCCUAAGCAUGGAGCGAUUUAUGAUUCAUGUUGAUGACUUGUUAAUAUGGGAUCGUCACCUUGUUGGAGAUGGUGCCCGGUUUAAAGAUAAGCUAGUGAACUUCAGAGCUUUCCCUUAGAGGAAGCCUGGCGUAUGGAAGAUGGCCCCUAAGUGACUACUUGAAGCUUAGGAUUUACGAUUGUUGUAACAAAUAUGUCAAAAGCUCCUUGAAGCCAUAUCAUAGGUUACAUUGUCUUAAUUUUAAUAUGCAAUUAGUGUUUGCUAGCUACCAAAGCCAUUUGGUUCUAAGUCGUCUUCUUUUCAGAUGUGUUUAGGUUUUAUAAUGGCAAUGAAGUUGCUUUUUGUCUUACAGUUUUGUUAUCCCAAAGAAUUGGAUUACAGACAUGUAUGUCUAAAUUUAAUUCAAUAGACUACUACAAACAAAAAGGCUUAUAUGACCUGGUUAAAUCAAUUAAAUAAUGUGGUUUUGUGAAAAUAA